UUGCACUUGACGUGAAGCAGAUAUAUUAUAAUCACUCACUACAAGUAAGUGGCAUAAGUUCACGGGGAGCCAAAGGUUGUAACACCCUGUCGUGCUGCAAGGAGAUCUGUGACACUCGUGGCUCUGGAUGCGCCGCCUUUCAGGUCUUCCGGCCAGGGACGGUUGACAAAGAGGGGAACUGUUUUACCUUUUCGGAAUCACAAGCGUGUAAAGCGGGAGAACAGGCGGUCGAUUCAACGUUGUACAUUGUCAAUACAACGUGCAAAAAUGUGGUUUGUGGGGGUGAUAUUGAUAAGUGCAAAUAUGGCGUCUGCUCCAAGAGGGAUUACGGUUUGAGGUCUCGCUGUUUGUGUAACACGGGGUUUACAGGAAGAAGCUGCAACGAAACUGUGCAGUGCAUACCUGAUAAAGUCAACAACGCUACAAUUACCCCUGCACGUCAAACUUACCACUACAAAGACAUUGUGACUUACACCUGUGCUGUUGGAUACGAACUAGAAGGACUCAGCGGCGCAUCUAGCAUCAACAAGAGCUGCCACGCGAAUGGAACAUUUGGUCACAUCCCGCCUUGUGUCGAGGCAGUGUGUCGCGCGUCUGAGCUUGUCGCCAGUCACCUUAUUCCAGAAAAGAUAGGACCGUACAGACGCGGGGAAGACGUGAUAGUGCGAUGCAAAGAGGGGUUUCUUUUUAAUAUUGCCGUCAAAGGAACUGAAAUUCUCAGCUGUUUAGCUAAUGGAACAUUUGCCAUGCCAUUUCCGGUGUGUUUCCCAGCUUGCCCAGACCUCUCACAUGUAGAACAUUCUAUACCUAGUUCCCCCGGACCCUACGCCUUCAACGAGACGGUGACCAUACAGUGCAGCAAGGGUUACGCUUUGGGUGGGGGUGACACAUCCAAAACGCUAAGGUGUAGCCAGAACGGAACAUUUGACACGACACCGGGCACCUGUCACAAAAUUCCAGUUUGCCCAAACCUCUCACAUGUAGAACAUUCUAUACCUAGUUCACCUGGACCCUACACCUUCAACGAGACGGUGACCAUACUGUGCAGCAAGGGUUACGCUUUGGGUGGGGGUGACACGUACCAAAUACUGAGGUGUACCCAGAACGGAACAUUUGACACGACACCGGGCACCUGUCACAGAAUUCCAGUUCCAGAUAAAUCUCAAGUUUCAGCCGGAAUCAUAGCUGGGAUAUGUCUUGGUGGGUGUAUCAUAGCCCUAUGCAUUGGUAUCAUCAUUUUUGUGCGACGGAGAAAACGAAAUACUGUUUUGGAAGAAAAACGAGACAGUUCUGGUGUCAUCACCGAGGCAAGAGAUGAGAAAGACGGUGACAAUCAGGGGGCUAGGCUCUCAGAUCUCUACGCUAAACCGAUCAAAUUUCAAGCCAAUACUUAUACUUCAAGUGCGGAAGAGGCUCCACAAAACACGACGCUCCUUACUCACAAUCCCAGCGAGACUCCCUCAAAGGAACCCGAAUGCUCAACUGACGUUCUUCUGGUAACAAAUUCACUCUAUGACACCGGCACUGAAGACUCUGUAAACAUGGUUGAAAAUAAUUUAUAUGGCUGACUGUUUUGUUUUUUGAGAGUUGUCAUAUAAAAUGUUUGGUACGUGCAGAGCGUACCAGGAAUAUAUAUUAACGAAAAGUUUUACCAACACCGGAAGUUAAGUCUCAUGGAUAACAUAUAAAAUAAACUAUACAAAACCAACUAUUUGCUCACAAACUGCAGUAUGCAUUUUUUAAAGUAAGACAUCCCUCGUUUUCAUUUACUGGUACAUGUACAUAAAGUCAUUGAAAUAUACUUUGGCUUAGAAUGACACAAAAUUAUUUUGAUUUGUAUUUUGAGCAGUUCACCAAUAAUGUGUGGCGUGCGCUAUAGUCAACAUAGAUAUAGGAUAAAGGUGUCGACUUGUGGUUCAGAUUAAUCAGUUGAACGUAUAUUUGUAUCUUUGUUUUAUACAUCUGCAGCGCAAAAAUUUCUAUUAUUACAUAACGAACAGUUCCGAUUUUGAUUAAAAUAUAAAAACAUGUAUCACGAUUCUUGAUCACUGGCAGUUCCAGGAUUUUGAUUGGGGGUCAAAAAUAAAAAAGAUAAAAAAGAUUUUAAAAAAAGAUAAAAAAAGUCAAGGGCAAAUUUACUAUGAAUUUUUGGGCUUUGUUUGUUACACUGAGGGAAGAGGGAAAGUGACAGGACGAGACAAGUGCCCGUAGUGUCACUGGUGAACAUGGUUUUCCCCAUUGUUGGCCAUAAUCUACGGCUUUUAGAUCGAUCUAUCCCCGCGGGGAGUCUCACUAGAUUACUGUCAGAUAAUCCGGCUUAAA
Lingula anatina is the source of this 2322-nucleotide messenger RNA. Its product is annotated as complement component receptor 1-like protein. Lineage: Eukaryota; Metazoa; Brachiopoda; Lingulata; Lingulida; Lingulidae. The record is from RefSeq and is a predicted model, not a curated record.